Molecule: messenger RNA, 4071 nt
Organism: Haemonchus placei
Lineage: Eukaryota; Metazoa; Nematoda; Chromadorea; Rhabditida; Trichostrongylidae
Source: the annotation of a GenBank genome assembly
AUGAGCUUCCAAGAGGAGGAUGAAUGGCUUGGCCUGGGCUCGGGGUUCGUGCUGGACGAUGCAUUCAAAUGCACCAGCCCCCUCGGUGCCGACACCUCACUUCAGGUGCCUCUGCGAGAACCUUCUCCUAUCGCGGUCUCACCACAAAAUCUUAUGGACUUCUCCUUCGGUGAUAACUCUCUUGCAGUUCCAAUGCGGGAAUUCGGGUUCCAAAGUGGAAAUGAUCCGCCACGGCUAUCACCUGUUUCGUCGUCAUAUCAGUCCAUGGCCCCUUUGCAGAACAUGUCAUAUGAGAUGUCAAGUGCAUCUGUUAUGCAGGAGGAGUCGUAUAAUUCUUUUGAACAGCCUUCACUAGUUGUCAAUGGUCAUUACCAAACGAUGGAGCAGCAAGUUAUCCAACCUCAACAAGGAUACUUUCAGACUGUCUCUGAUGCACCACCUCAACAGGUGAUGACCACUUCCACUUCCCAUCAGCAGCAGACGUCUUCCGGAGGAGUCAGCAAUGCGUCGGGUUCAUUGGUUCAACAAAUACUUAGUGCACCGUCUACAAGGCAAACACCGACACCUCAACAUAAUCGUCAACGACCUAUCCAACCAAAGACUCAGAAUAAUGGGCGGAAGAGAGGGUCAGUGAAUUCGCAUUCUGGCGCAAAUAAGUCGACGAAAGUCGACUCUUCGUCUAACAAUACGAACCAGACUGAAGUUCGAUUCAGUAUGUCUGCUUUAACGCGGAUCACCGAGAUCGGUGCAGAAAUGGCUCAGCUGCAGGAACAACAAGAAAAGCUGGGAAUUAACAACUCACAAAGGCUGAGCGAAUUGCAGGCUCAACGAGCCAGUAUACUGUACGAAGCUCUGAGUUCCCAAAACGUUGGUGAGACCGUGCUGAGUCAAGUGAAACAGGUUGCUGCUGCUGCUGCUGCUACCCCUCAACCACGGUCAACACCCCGCUCUCGAGCAAGUCAUGCCAAUCGGCAAACACAUUUUGAGUCUGGUCAGGAUUCCCCACAAUAUCAACCUCAGAUGUAUGUGGCCAGUCAUAACCAGUACCCGAGCACGAGCACAGCACAGUUUCAAGAAUACUCCACCGGUAAUGCUAAUCAGGCUCAAGUUGUGCAUCAACAGGAACAGCUCGGUGGACGGCAUCAAAACCAACAGCGGACCUUCAGAACUCAGAAUGCUACCACUACAGUAUAUCACGCACCUGCUCAGCUGCCACCGGGUACUGUAUAUGUGCAGAAUGUGCCGCAAGCGGCUCAGGCUCAAUUUACAUCAGCUCAGCCAACAGUCGGAGAAGUUGUGCGGCAGCAGCAUCAGUUGCGGCAUGUUUCCGGAGCUCAGCAGGUCAUUGUCCAACAAGUAGCAGCGGCCCCACAAGUUGUAGUGGCCACUGGUGGUCAAUCUGUCGCUGGCGCUCAAAUUCGAUCCCAAAUCGUGCAGCAGUCACCUCUUCCUGCUCAAAUUGUUCUUGCCCCACCUGUUCAGCAAUCUCCUCAAGUGGUGGUUGUUGCUCAUCGAGCAUCACCGGCUCAAGCUGCUAAACGUUUAGAAGAGAAAAGAGUAAGUCGACUGAGUCGGCUGCGAAACUAUUUCGAUAGUUUGCAUGCGUCGCUGGCUAAUCCGGACACUGAGACUCCAUUCACUGAUCUUCGCGAUGUAAUGCAACGGUUACUGCCGUAUCAUGCGUAUGGAGAACCGAAUUUUAGCGAAGAGCAUCUUGAACAGUUUGAUACAAAUUAUAUGCGAACCAACAUUAAUUUACACGAACAGAGGAAGCGUCUAGAAAAGCGAUUGCGAAAGGUGUUCUAUGAUGAGGCCUUGAAUGGUACUGAAGCUGAAGAACGGAAUCUAUUGCUCUUCCUUGAUGGUGAAUAUACAAAGCGAAAGCUAGAGGAAGAGAAGGAGUACGUGAAGCAAGGAAAUAUUGAGGCGUUCGUUCGCGAUAGUGCCAUAGUAGCUGCGUUGCGUGGUACUGAUUAUGAAGCAGUCGAGAAGCCAAAACCGGCAACCCCUUCGAUGAAACCAUCUAGCUCGAAAUCCAUCAUGCAGCAAUAUGAAUAUCACACAUUUGAUGAAACUCCUCGAGUGGUCUCACCGUACAAGUCGCCAUCACCUUUCAAGUCGCCUGCAAGUAGUAUUCGGUCGCCCUCACCCUGUAAGUCACCAUCUUCCAUAGCGUAUUCGCCCCGUGUUCGAGCCAGGAAUUCUUCGCAGUCCAUACACAUGUCUCCAGCUCCGGUUCAGGAACAGGCACGGGCUCGCACGUAUUCUAAAUCACGCACGAUUUCGGAGUCUUCCAGAUCCGAUAAGAGCGAGGUGCGAAGAACUCCUCUGCCACCUCCGCUUCCAUGUGCUGCGCGUAGGAGCACCCCACUGAGAAGAGCAGUCGACAAAGAUUCUUCAAAGAGCUCACCCAUGGCACCAUCUUCCGUGACGUCUGCUCCGGGAACACCUGCUUCUGUGACAUCGGGUCCCAUGACGCCUGCUUCUGCAACCACAGCUUCCACGAUUCCCUUGCCAAAAGUACCUUCUCCUGUUGAAACUGCUCCUGAAGUACCAGUUCCCGAGGCUGUUUCUAAGAGAACAGCUCCCGCUGCGCCGGUGGGGCACGCUCAUGCAAGGCCUGCCUCCUCUCUUCCAGUUAAGUCGGCGACGUCACGCGGGUCUGAGAGAGAAAAGGAGGUGCUGGAUUCGCCCACAGCUGUUACGACUCUGGGACGUUUACCAGCAAAGAAGGAAUUGCUCUGCCGUGCAAGACAAGGGGUUCCAGCCGAAAUGCGCUCUCCACCUGCUCAUACCAGCAUUGCAACAUCAUUACUGUACAAUCGCAACUCGUUGGAAGAUGAAGACUCAGAAGGAUCGGCAUCGCCGGAGCUUGGAAUCGAUGAUGUAAUUCCUCUGCCUUCGUCACAGCAACCACAGCCUCCUGUCCCUAAAAUUAACGCGCAUCCUACACAAAGCAAACCUGUACCUGUACCACCACCACCACCGCCGAGACUACCUCCUCAAAAGGGUGUUGUUCCACUGCCACCACCGUUGCCUCAAAGGAGAGAGAAGCUAGUCGUGCCACCGGAACGAACCUCUUCUCCGUCAGUGAAGCAGGAGAAUGUUAAACCUUCAGGAAAGUCGUCAGUCGAAGACAGGCCUGCCGAGCGUUUCCGAUUUAAGCCUCAGGUACCACGUCCAACUCCCGUAUCGCCACUCAAACCAACAGUCUCUAAACGUGAACAACCGGCUGACUCCGGGCUUAUGGGCAAGGACGUCAACUGCAUUAAUCACCACGCAGAGGAGAAAGUUCAGAUGCCCAACUGUGUGAAGCCUCCUCCUAUAAGGUUAAAAUUGAAAUUGAGUGGAAAAGAAGUUUAUAUAGAAAACAACGAAAACAGUGUAAAAGAGGGUGAAAAGAAGCAUAGGAAGCACAAGAAGAAAAAGAAGGAACGACAUAAAGAGCACAUUGGAAGUGUGAAACAUCUAAAGGAGAAGCUGCGGUCGAAAGGGCACAGAAAAUUGCAGAGCAAGAAGGAGAAACACGAGGCAUCACCUCAGGAGCUGGUAGCUGUAACUUCAAAUGGUGUCCGAAUGAAGCUGAAAUUCGGUGUAGGGGCGAACUGUGCAGGUCCAUCUGCUCCAGUACGCACUUCGUUGUCGUCAAGCGAAUCAAAAGAAGCGCAGGUGAAGCAGAAAGUGGUGGAGUCAAAGCCUUCCACUUCGAAAGCGACAGCCCCGAAUGAAACGGUGAGGAUACCACGACUCAAGAUACGUAUUGGCCCUGAAGCACCUGCUUUGGUAAUCGCACCUCCGGAUGUGAAAUCUGCAUCAAGUUCACGGGCGGUCCAGUCGCCAAGUACUCCUUCAAUAGGGAAAGCAGCAAGGAGGUCGAAAUCACCACCUGCACUCACUGCUGCGACAGUGCCGUCGGAUACUUUAGCUGUCGAGUUUUCCGAUGAUUCCGACACGGAAGCUGAACGGCUGCGGUGUGCUACUGAUAAGGCUCUCCGUGGAAUGUCCAACCUACCAGGAAUGGCUCGAUCAAAUACGUCGGUACUACCGUGGUCAACGCAGCAGGCACCGUGA